Messenger RNA from Plectropomus leopardus (leopard coralgrouper), 2381 nucleotides. It is a transcript of the gene adamtsl7, whose product is annotated as ADAMTS-like 7. Gene Ontology annotation, cellular component: extracellular matrix. Gene Ontology annotation, molecular function: metalloendopeptidase activity. NCBI's taxonomy places the organism in Eukaryota, Metazoa, Chordata, Actinopteri, Perciformes, Serranidae. Gene Ontology annotation, biological process: extracellular matrix organization; proteolysis. The record is from RefSeq and is a predicted model, not a curated record.
AUGGCUGGAUUGUGGCAGCAGCUCGGCUCCUGGCGGCAGGGUCGAGCUCUGGUUCUCCUCCACCUCGUUGGGAUUCUCUACCCAGCCUUGGGCACUCUUCCCUGGGAUACCAAAGCCAACACACCCCCUCUGGAGGGGUUUCAGGUGGUGAAGGGGAAUUUCUCAAAGACUUUCCUGCGCAUUGGCUACCAUAAGAUUGCAGAGAUUCCUGCAGGAGCAUGCAACAUCAGCAUACGGGAGACAAUAAAGAGCCGAAACUACCUGGCUCUGCAGACCAAAAGUCGUGUCUCCAUCAUCAAUGGUAACUGGGUGAUCGACAGGCCGGGGAUCUUCACUGCUGUGGGAACACAGCUGAAGUACCAACGACCCAACGAAAUACGCUCUCGCAAUGGGGAGUCCAUCACAGCGCCCGGGCCGCUGACUGAGGACCUGCAUGUUUACUUGAUCUACCAGCAACCAGGUCCCAGCGUAUACUAUGAAUACACUGUCCCUGUACAAAGCACACACCCCACUCCUGAGCCUGGUACACCUUCUGAUAUUCUGCCCCUGGCUGAGACAGUUGGCCCAUCCCACUCAGGUGAGAAGGACCGCCAAGGUGACGUCACCAACAAUGACAUCAUCAAAGAGAAACUCCACCCUAACCAGGUUCCCUCUGAGUCCGACCCUCAGUCCAGCUACACCUGGACAAAGAGGGGGCACUCAGAAUGCAGCACGACCUGCAGCACUGGCAAGCGUCAGGUAUUCUGGGAGUGUGUUGAGAAAGAUUUCCAGGCGACUGUUCCUGCUGACCUAUGUGACCCCGCCCUUAAACCAACAAACCGCGAAGAAGACUGCAACACUCAGUCCUGUCCAGCAUACUGGGACGUGGGGGAGUGGUCAGAGUGCAGCAGGAGGUGUGGACCAGGCAGUCAGCAUCGCCAGGUCAUCUGCCGCCAGGUCACUAAUGUUUACACUAAUGGGACGGAGACCUCGGUUACUAUGGCACAAGAGCUGUGUGGGUCAUCUGAUAAGCCGGUGACCAAAGCAGUAUGUCAGCUGAAGAUUUGCAGCCAGUGGGAGAUACGAUCUGAGUGGAGCCCAUGUUCAGUGCCAUGUGGAGUGGGCCAGCGCAGCAGGGAGGUGGUGUGUGUGAGCAACCAGGGUGAUGUGGAGGAGGAUGAGGAGUGCAACAUGAACCUAAAGCCAGAUACACUACAGAACUGUGACAUGGGAGCCUGUGCAAGCAGCUGGUUCACUUCUGCCUGGAGCCAAUGGUGCUCUGCAGAUUGUGGUCAAGGCAAUCGAACCCGGAUGGCAGUGUGCCUGAUAGAUCAUGUGAGCGAUCUCCCAUUAGACAGCUGCGAAGGAGAACGCCCACCAGAAGUGACAUCAUGUGACUCUGGCCCCUGUCAGAACCGCCUGGAGUGGUAUACAGGACCCUGGAGUCAGUGUUCUGCAGAGUGCGGAAAUGGCACACAGGCCCGGAGUGUGGCUUGUAUUUUCAACAACAAUGGUCUGAUGGAAGUUGUGGACCAGAUAAAAUGUUCCAGCGUCCCUCAGCCAAUCACUGCUCAGCCCUGCAGACUGAAGCCAUGUGGUGUCCAGUGGUAUGUCACAGAGUGGAGUGCAUGCUCGCGUGUCUGCGGCGGUGGCUACCGUGUGCGUGAGGUGCGUUGUCUUGCUGACAACAUUACCCCAAGCGACCGCUGUGACCCCAGUUUGACCCCCGAGAGCCGAGAAGAAUGCAACAGACAACCAUGUGUAGCAGAAACAAAUCCGUCGUGCAGGGAUCAGUAUCAUAACUGUAUGGUGGUGGUUCAAGCCCGACUCUGUGUUUAUCCUUACUACAGAGGUGUCUGCUGCUCCUCCUGCUCCCGUGCGCAGAAAACAUACCCCGACUUAUUUCAAAAGAACCACAUCCACAGGUGAUGCUGCCACAGGACGGUUAAAUUCUCUUCACCCAGCACCUCAGUAUGUGGGAAUGUAGAGCAUGGUUUAAUAAUAAUUAUAAUAAUAAUAAACUUUAUUUAUGUAGCACAAUUAAUGCAUAAAAUGCAACGCAAAGGGCAUAACACAAAGUUGAUAAUUACAUAAUAACAUAUAAAUAAAAAUAACAUUCAGUCACUAAGCCUGUAACAGACUAACUGAUGAGGUUAUCAGCUGCUUUUUUUCUGUUUUGUGCACACGGCCAUGAAUACUGUGAGAUGCUGUUUCAUCUGAGCGGAUGAAAAAUGACCUGAAACUUUGUUAAUCUCGUGACAAAACACACACACACAAACACACACACACACACACACACACACACACACACACACACACACACACACAAACCCAUACUUUUGAGAAUUUCCCUAUGUAUGUAGAGGUUUAAAGAGUGUUUUCAUUGUCAGUGUAACUUUAAC